Eimeria maxima is the source of this 4398-nucleotide messenger RNA. RefSeq lists its product as hypothetical. Gene Ontology annotation, biological process: regulation of transcription by RNA polymerase II. The transcript has 4 exons. Gene Ontology annotation, cellular component: nucleus. The record is from RefSeq and is a predicted model, not a curated record. NCBI's taxonomy places the organism in Eukaryota, Apicomplexa, Conoidasida, Eucoccidiorida, Eimeriidae. Gene Ontology annotation, molecular function: transcription cis-regulatory region binding. The coding region runs from base 1 to 4398 and encodes 1465 amino acids.
AUGGCGAAGGCUGCUGCGGUUUCUGUAUUCCCCAUUUCCAGGCGCAGGCCUCCCCCAUCUGAGCCAAAUGGCGCAGGAGACUGCGGUGGGAAGGAAGGGCUGCCCAUGAACUACACCAUGUCUACAGGGGGCCCUUCGCAACAGCAGCAUAAACAGGCGCAGCAGCAACAGAAACAACAGGAGCAAUGGCACACCGCAGUACAGGCAAAAGAGCAUGCAUUAUCAACAAGCAAGCCCAAGCCUGCUGUUGUGAAAGAUUUUCUUUCUCGUCUCCCGAGCGUCUACUCCGUUAAUGAAGGCUCGGCGGCGGACCUAGACACCACUGCAGCAGAAGAAACAUCAAGAGCAGCAGCAGCAACAGGCAGCAUGAAUUAUUCUGCCUGCGUUUCUUGGGAGCUACAGCAGCUGGCAGCAGACGGCGAGCUGAUAAUGCAUAUCGUGCGGCGCCUGGAGGCUUUAAUUGCAUGCAGAGAAGAGGCCAAUGGGGCACUGAAGGAUCUUGUCGCGGAACAGCGAGAGGAACUGACAAAACCUGCCUCUAUCUUGAGCGAGUUGCGUCUGUCCUUGGAGCGGUUGCGUUUUGAUGCGGCUUCAGUCCGCCUCUGCUUGUCUUCCAUUCGCCAGUGCCGCUUGCUUCCUCCUUUGUUCAUUGUUGAAAAGCAGCAGCAUAAGCAGCAGCUGCAGCAGGAGUUGAAGCUGCUGCUGCGGCUCCAGCAGCUUGAAGCGGCAACCCUGGCUGCUGAAAGCUGCAGCAGCAGCAGCGGAGCAGCAGCAGCAGCGCAACUGCCGCUACAGGCCGCGCUGCUUAUGGAGGCCGCUGCGCUGUCAUCUUUAUCUUCUUCUCGGGACUUGAUGACAAACGCAAACUUACAGCCUAGCCUCCAGCAGUAUGUACACGAAACCAACCAAAAGCUGAAGCGGCUUCUGGAGGGGCUGAAGGCGGCUUUGAGUUGUGCACUUCAAACUGCUGCGCGUUCCCUCCCCCCUCCCGCCUGCGGCUGCGGUUGGAGGAGACCAUGGAUUGUUGCAGUGACACAUCAAGAAGCACCCACAGCAGCAGCGGCAGCAGCAACGGCAGCAGCAGGUAAUCCAGCAGGAGCAGCAGGGAAAGACACAUGGAGCCUGUAUCUGGCGGCUCUCGGAGCUUAUUCGCUGCUGCCGCCUUCAUUCUCUGUAGGGGCUGCGGUUUCCGCUGCAGCCGCCGCCGCCGCCGCAGCGGCAACGCGCCAAGUGCUGUUUGCUUUUGUGCCUGCUGAUGCUGCCGCAUUUUCUGAGGCUGAAAUAGAUGGCGUGGACAUCCUUCGUAAGCGUUUGCUACUGCUUCCGGAGCCUGGGGCGUGCGCCGCAACCGCUGCUGCUGCCGCUGCUGCUGCAGCUGCUCUUGCGGCGGGUGGAGGCGGCGGGGCAGAUCUGUUGGGUCUCCUCUCUGCAGGAGAGUUGGCUGCUGCUGUAGCAGCUGCUGAUGGGGUGUCUUGCGUAAUGAGCGUUUUGGGGGUCCUGUUCGAUUGUCUGGUAGGCGCAGAGGCACUCAGCCGCUGGCACGCCAGGGAAGGUCUGCGGGCGCUCCAGCACGUAAUGAACGAUCAACACAGACGCAGACACUAUCUGCAACACCAGGUCGUAGAGCAGCAGCAGGAGCAUGGGGAGAACAAGGAUGGGUGCCACAUCACCAUGCCAACUCCCCCUACACCCGGCUGCUGCUGCAGCAACUGCAGCAGCAACAGCUCCAGUCGCAGCGACUGCCGCAGAGAAGGGAACAACAGUUGUUGCUUCAGCAAGGGGGAGGCAGAGAGGCCUACGGUACACCAACUCGCUGCAUCUGCAAAAGAGCGCCUUCGGGGUUUGCCAUCGUUGCUGCGUCUGGGGCUGUUCCUGCUGCAGGUAAGGCAGCAGCUACUCCAGCAGCGGCAGAGUCUGUGGCUGCGGCUGCAACAGCAACUGGUAGAGGUGCUGGCUGCAGUCCCCUUCAGCUUGGGCAGCGCUGCUGCUGCUGCUGACUUCGUUUCUUUGGUCGUGGCAGUGCAGCAGUUCAAAGCAGCAGGCGACGCCUUCGCGGAUGCAAGAGAUGAUAAGCAAGAGAUGAAUCUUGCUACAGCAGCAGCUGCUGCGGUUACUGCUGCUGCUGCCUACGCAGGCGAACGGGAGGCAGCAACCUCACCAAAAGGUCGGGGCGCAACAUCACGGACAGACACAGAUGCAGCCGAAGCAGCAGUGGCUGCGGACACAGCAGCAGCAGCUGCAGCAGCAGGAAUGGAUGCGGAGGCCUCGGUGCCGUGCCAACACACCAGUAGCAGUACCAGCAGCAAGUUGUCGAAUGUGUUGCUGCUGCGUGCGGAAACUGCUUUGCAGCAGCUUGAAGAAGCGUCGGUUUCAAAACUGCUGCAGCAGCUGCAGCGCGAGACGUGGGAGAGGCAGCCUGUUGGGGGCCACUUGCCCUUGCUGCUGCUGCAGGGAGCGAACAGACCCGCCUCUUCUUUGUUGCAGCGAUGGAGAUCUUUCAUAGGCGCAAAUAUAGCGGAAGAAGCAGCAGCAGCAGGAGAGGGCAGAGCUAAGAUGUGCAGCCGGUGUGGAGAAGAGGUCAGCAUGUUUACAAUUACAAACCCUUUCGCGCGCUGGCAGCCUGGGAGACCGUUUGCUGCGGCAGGUUCAGCACCAACGGCUCAUUGUGGGCCCUCCUUGCCCCAUCGGGACGGGCAGCAUCUGCUGCAGUUGCAGCAACAACAGCAGCAGAGGGAGUCCUCAGCCGCUGCUGAGCUGGCAGCCAUAGAAAUGGAGUUGAGUGCUGCAGGUUCUGCAGCUAAUUCGUGGAGUAAGCAGCGGCGGCUUCCUGUUGUGGUUGCCGCAACUGCUGUUGUAAUUGAGGGUUUGCAGGGGUCAUGGGGAGUGGCUGCUGCUGCUGCUUCUCCGGCAGCAGCAGCAGCAGCUGUGAGCUCGAUGCUGCGGCUGGUGAGACUGUACGUUGCCGCUGUUGCUGCAGCAGCGCUGCCUCCUGGAGUCUGUGGUGUACUGGCAGGUCUUCAAGCAGCUGCGCCUUCGGGUGAGGGUGAUCGCAGCAAACCCCACAGCAGCCGGAUUAACAGCAGCAAACCGCCAGCUCUCAAUACUCCCGCUGCAGCAACUGCAAAACACCAGGAAUCAGACCCCCAUGUGCAUCCUCUGCUGCUUCUGGGAGAGGUGGAGACCUUCAAACGUCGUCUACCCCACUUCUGCUGGCUGCUGCGGCAGACAGAGAAGGAACUCUGGCCCCUAUACAAACAACUCAAACAAACCGUCAAUAAUAACAGCAGCAGCAGUGGUGGUGGUAAUGAGACACGGGGCAGCAGGCAGCAGCAGCAGCAGCAGCAGCUCGAGCCGCUGCUGUUGCUGGAGUUGGUGCAGCCGAUGAGCCGACAGAACAGUCCAGGAGCCCUUUGGGCGUUGCCGGAAAAAGUUGCUGCUGUUGAAUCUGCUGCAGAAAUCCUCGCUGCGGUGGCGCUGCAGCUUGAAAAUCACGGUCUCUCCAAUGCAGCAGCAGCAGCAGCAGCAGCAUCCGCAGAACCAACAGAAUUAGGUGCAGGAACGCACCCUGCAAACGCUUCCAGCCUGGGGCAUCAUCAGCAACAGCACCAACAACCUGAACAGUCAGUGACGGGUGUGUUGAGUGGUUUAUCUGCUGCAGAAAAGCAGCAUUUGGUUGAUUCUCUCGCUACCACCAGGCGGGCACUAGAGGACCUGCGUUGCCUUGUCUACCGAAUCGCUGCUGCGGAUGUUUGCUGCAGCUCUGCCUUCACUGCUGCUCUAAAACGUGCAGCAGCCGACACUGGAACAGAAUGGCCUGCUGCUCCUGCUGCUGCUGCCGGUGGUGUGCCAACAUCAGGUGCCGCAGGAGCAGAUUGUGUGCCCCCAAAAUACGCUGCUGCAAUCCGGCAGCAGCAAAGUUUGCUGCGAGACGUGUACUGGAAGCUGCGGUGUGCAGGGGGUGGCAGCAUUCCGCUGCUGCUUCAGCAGCAGCUAUGGAGGCACAUUUUAAGUCAAACCAUUUCAGAUGCUGCUGCAGCAUUUGCGGUGCUCCCCCUGCCUGUCGAUGCACCCGAACGCUGCUUCGCUGCGGGACCUCUCGUCGCCAUGGCAGAGGCUCUCAAAGAUAUCAUUAGAGAAGCCAAUAAGCAGCACGACAAGGCCGCUGCUGCUGCGGCUCGUGCACCAGCGGAAGCACCAGCAGAUGCUGCAAGAAGCGCCUUGUCGCCUCUGGACGUGGAGGAGAGUGACUUCGACAUUCUUGUAGAUGUCUGCUCCAGACCUGCUGCAGAACAGCAGCAGUGGUGUGAGCAGCAGCAGAACAGCAUGUUGCUGCUGCUUCCACAGCUGCAGCAGCACAUGCUGACCCGACUAGAGCAGCAGGGCUUGCUGCAGCGGUGA